This is a messenger RNA of Cololabis saira (Pacific saury), 1269 nucleotides long. Its product is annotated as translational activator of cytochrome c oxidase 1-like. Lineage: Eukaryota; Metazoa; Chordata; Actinopteri; Beloniformes; Belonidae. The record is from RefSeq and is a predicted model, not a curated record. Bases 73 to 921 code for a protein of 282 amino acids. The transcript is spliced from 6 exons. Gene Ontology annotation, cellular component: mitochondrion.
CGUCACGGAAACCCGGAAGUGUGUGUUGUUCACCAAGGACAGCCACCGCCGCUUGCUCUGUUCAAAACUGGCAUGGCGGGGCCGGUGCUGCUGCUGCGGGCUCUCAGGACUCUGCGGCCGCCGACACUCACCUUGGCCUCGGCCACACUGCCGGCUCCGGCCCCCGGGAGGACGCUGCAGCUCGGAGCCGCGCUGCAAGCCGGACACAACAAGUGGUCAAAGGUGAAACACAUCAAAGGACCCAAGGAUGAGGCGAAGGGAAGGCUGAUUAUGAAGUAUGGUGUGAUGAUAAGAAUAGCUGUGAAGGAAGGUGGAGCAAACCCUGACCUGAACAUCAACCUGGCUCACUUAGUGGAGCAGUGCAGGAACAUGAACAUGCCGAAAGCCACUAUAGAUGCAGCCAUCAAGAGCGCGGAAAAGGCAAAACCAGCAUCCCAGCACAUGUUUGAAGCCCGAGGUCCUGGUAGAUGUCUGCUGCUCAUCGAGGUCCUGACUGACAACAACACCCGCUGCCUCCAGGAGAUUAGACGCCUGCUCGCGAGGAAUGGAGGGACGAUGUCAGACGGAGCGCGUCAUAACUUCAACCGCAGGGGCGUGGUCCUGCUGCCGGGUCAGAACGUCACUGCAGAAAGAGCCCUGGAGCUGGCUAUCGAGGUGGGAGCUGAAGACGUCCAGGAGACCGAGGAUGAGCAGGAGAACGCCCUUCUUAAGUUCACCUGUGACGUGACGGACGUGAAUAAGGUGGUGACCUCUCUGCAGGGGCUGGGAAUGAAGACGACGUCUGCAGGGAUUGAGUUUGUGCCCCGCACCUACUCAUCUCUGGAUCAGCAGCAGCUGGAAGCCGCUUCAACUCUCAUAGAUGUGCUCACUGACUAUCCAGAUGUGGUGCGAGUGUGGGACAAUAUCCAGGCUGACAGCUGAGUGGGAUUUCUGCACACUCGGUGGACGCUACGUAUUAUACACGUGACAUAUGUGAUUUGUCAGACAGUUCAUCAAGGGAUGCUGAUACUCCCAUACGCCAUCAAGGACAGAUAUGAUCACGGAACAGUUUUCAUGUGUUACCUGUGGUAAAAUGUAAAGGGAGACGGUUCAUUUUGCUCAUUAUUAAGGACAGAUUCUCUUAGAGAAUCUGCUUAAAUACAAACAAUCAGCCUAAAGCACCCAGAAGCCUUCGUUGGAGACGCUGUCAUCACUGCUCUGAAGGAUUUCCCUCCUGGUUCAUUUUAAGAUGCUUUUACAAACAUGCUUUUGAAACAACACAAAAUAACA